This is a messenger RNA of Mya arenaria, 1920 nucleotides long. Its product is annotated as G protein-regulated inducer of neurite outgrowth 1-like. The transcript is spliced from 3 exons. Gene Ontology annotation, cellular component: plasma membrane. NCBI's taxonomy places the organism in Eukaryota, Metazoa, Mollusca, Bivalvia, Myida, Myidae. The record is from RefSeq and is a predicted model, not a curated record. The coding region runs from base 1 to 1920 and encodes 639 amino acids. Gene Ontology annotation, biological process: neuron projection development.
AUGACCUAUAUUAAUCUAUUCCCCUCGGUUGCUCACCAAGAUGUAUUUAAGAUUAUUCUGCUUGCUUUCAAAUUCACAUCAACGUUGCAAUCUAAUGACCCAGUUAAUCAUGUAACGGAUGGCCCAGUUAGUCAUGUAAAGGAUGACCCAGUUAGUCAUGUAAAGGAUGACUCAGUUAGUCAUGUGAAGGGUGAUCCAGUUAGUCAUGUAAAGGAUGACCCAGUUAGUCAUGUUAAGGAUGACCCAGUUAGUCAGGUAAAGGAUGACCCAGUUAGUCAUGUAAAGAAUGACCCAGUUAGUCAUGUAAAGGAUGACCCAGUUAGUCAGGUAAAGGAUGACCCAGUUAGUCAUGUAAAGGAUGACCCAGUUAGUCCGGUAAUGGAUGACCCAGUUAAUCAAGUAAAGGAUGACCCAGUUAGUCAGGUAAAGGAUGACCCAGUUAGUCAUGAAAAGGAUGACCCAGUUAGUCAGGUAAAGUAUGACCCAGUUAGUCAUGAAAAGGAUGACCCAGUUAGUCAUGUAAAGUAUGACCAAGUUAGUCAGGUAAUGGAUGACCCAGUUAAUCAAGUAAAGGAUGACCAAAGUAGUCAGGUAAAGUAUGACCCAGUUAGUCAGGUAAUGGAUGACCCAGUUAAUCAAGUAAAGGAUGACCCAGUUAGUCAGGUAAAGUAUGACCCAGUUAGUCAGGUAAUGAAUGACCCAGUUAGUCAUGAAAAGGAUGACCCGGUUAGUCAGGUAAAGUAUGACCCAGUUAGUCAGAUUAUUCUGCUUGCUUUCAAAUUCACAUCAACGUUGCAAUCUAAUGACCCAGUUAAUCAUGUAACGGAUGGCCCAGUUAGUCAUGUAAAGGAUGACCCAGUUAGUCAUGUAAAGGAUGACUCAGUUAGUCAUGUGAAGGGUGAUCCAGUUAGUCAUGUAAAGGAUGACCCAGUUAGUCAUGUUAAGGAUGACCCAGUUAGUCAGGUAAAGGAUGACCAAGUUAGUCAUGUAAAGAAUGACCCAGUUAGUCAUGUAAAGGAUGACCCAGUUAGUCAGGUAAAGGAUGACCCAGUUAGUCAUGUAAAGGAUGACCAAGUUAGUCCGGUAAUGGAUGACCCAGUUAAUCAAGUAAAGGAUGACCCAGUUAGUCAGGUAAAGGAUGACCCAGUUAGUCAUGAAAAGGAUGACCCAGUUAGUCAGGUAAAGUAUGACCCAGUUAGUCAUGAAAAGGAUGACCCAGUUAGUCAUGUAAAGUAUGACCAAGUUAGUCAGGUAAUGGAUGACCCAGUUAAUCAAGUAAAGGAUGACCAAAGUAGUCAGGUAAAGUAUGACCCAGUUAGUCAGGUAAUGGAUGACCCAGUUAAUCAAGUAAAGGAUGACCCAGUUAGUCAGGUAAAGUAUGACCCAGUUAGUCAGGUAAUGAAUGACCCAGUUAGUCAUGAAAAGGAUGACCCGGUUAGUCAGGUAAAGUAUGACCCAGUUAGUCAGGAUGGCCCAGGGAAAUCAUGUGCGGAUGGCCCAGUGAAAUCAUGUGAGGAUGGCCCAGGGAAAUCAUGUGAGGAUAGCCCAGGGAAAUCAUGUGAGGAUGGCCCAGGGAAAUCAUGUGAGGAUAGCCCAGGGAAAUCAUGUGAGGAUGGACCAGGGAAAUCAUGUGAGGAUGGACCAGGGAAAUCAUGUGAGGAUAGCCCAGGGAAAUCAUGUGAGGAUGGCCCAGGGAAAUCAUGUGAGGAUGGCCCAGGGAAAUCAUGUGAGGAUGGCCCAGGGAAAUCAUGUGAGGAUGGCCCAGCGAAUCAAGUGAGGAUGGCCCAGGGUAAUCAUGUGAGGAUAGCCCAGGGAUAUCAUGUGAGGAUAGCCCAGGGAAAUCAUGCGAGGAUGGCCCAGGGAAAUCAUGUGAGGAUGGCCCAGGGUAAUCAUGUGAGGAUGGCCCAGUUAAUCAGGUGA